AUGGAUUAAAAUAAAGUAAAGUAAGAAAAGAAGCCCUUAAAAUUAAAAGAUUUAACUCCUGCCUUGAGAGAGAAAUAUAAAAAUCACCCUCUCUUUCUAGAUGAGAAAAAGAAGAAGGCAUAAAAGCCCGUUGAUUUAGACAAGUUGAAAUAGAGAAAAUAAGAAAAAGAAAAGUCAAUUGAAGAAAGAGUAGAGGAAUAUGAGAUAAAGUCAACAGAGAAAAAGGCUUUGGAAAAAGUGUUUAAAUUAUUUUGUGAUGAGAGAAUUUUAAAUUCAAAUAGAAUGAGUAAAAGUGGUAACAUAACAUUAAAUACAAGCACAAAUAAAAAUCACAUCAGCUCAGCAAAUAACAAUGAUGCUAAUUCAUAAAUUUAAAAUGAAGAUGGUGAUAAACCAAUUACUGCUUACUUCACAGCGAAAGAAGUUGAAACAAUUCUUGAUAAAAUGGGAAUGCAUUUGACUAAAUCUGAAAUAGAUCUCAUGAUAUGGGAAAUAGAUGAAAAUUUAGAUAAGAAAAUUGAUUACAGAGAAUUUGUUAAUAUGUAUAAACGUUGUAUUAUGUAGAAUUCAGAGCUUGAACCUAAGAGUUUAUUCCAUAUGGUUUAGUUCCUUAUGUACUGCAAGCCUGAAAAGUAUAAAGUGACAGUAGAAGAUACUCUUGAAUUGUUAUAUGUUAGAAUGGGUAGACAAGAUCUAGAUGGAGAAAUUAUUGCUAUUUUUGGAGAUGAUGAUAAAACAGAAGAUGGUUAAGAAAAAGAAAUUUCAUUUAGCGAGUACUUAGAGAAAAUAAACAAAAGAGCUAUUGAUUAAAGAAGAUAAAAAAUACAAGAUAAAAAAGACUAAUUUAACUACAAGCAUAACUUAAGCAGAAUGAAUAAUGAAUCUAUUAAUCACUGA
Molecule: messenger RNA, 897 nt
Organism: Tetrahymena thermophila SB210
Lineage: Eukaryota; Ciliophora; Oligohymenophorea; Hymenostomatida; Tetrahymenidae
Product: EF-hand pair protein
Exons: 3
Molecular function (GO): calcium ion binding
Source: RefSeq, a predicted model, not a curated record